Molecule: messenger RNA, 2029 nt
Organism: Sus scrofa (pig)
Lineage: Eukaryota; Metazoa; Chordata; Mammalia; Artiodactyla; Suidae
Gene: TMEM213
Product: transmembrane protein 213
Source: RefSeq, a predicted model, not a curated record
GCAGCCGGGGUCAGGACAUACUGGACGGGAGGGGCUGGGGAGUCCCGCGCGGCAGCUGCAGGUGGAAGUGGCACCAAGUUCAUCUACAAGGACCCAGCAGGGCCCGGACCUCCUCCCCCGCCCUCCUCUUUUUUUCUCAGCAGGGACAAAAUAGGAGCUAAGGAAGAACCUCCCUUCCUCUCCCAGCCAACCUAGCUCGGCCUCCCUUCUGGAGAGGGGAGAGCAAGGUGUGGGAGCCUAGGCUGCUUUGCUCCACCCCUCUCCUCUCCCCCAAACACAGAGCAGAAAUUCACCUUUGCCAGCAGCGUUGUCUGCAAGCUCCAGCAGGACGCGGCACGCCCGGGGCGCAUGGCAGGUGGCCCUCAGCUCGCCUCCGUGGGCACAGCGCGGACAGAGGCCUCCCUCUCCGGCAUGAAGCGCCUCCACUCGGCACCCUGGGCCCCCCUGGUCCUCAGCCUGGCCUUUGCCUCCUUCCACUCGGCUUGCUUGGCAGAAUCAAGCAGCGGCAGCAGCAACUCAACCUUGACUGUCCACCAUCCAGACCUUGAGACCCUGGAGCAGUGCCCCAAUGCCGACUUCUGCCCUCAGGCAGCCCGGUGCUGCCACACCGGCGUGGAUGAGUAUGGCUGGAUCGCGGCUGCCGUUGGUUGGAGUCUCUUGUUUCUCACCCUCAUCCUGCUCUGCGUGGACAAACUGAUGAAGCUCACGCCAGAGGACCCCAAGGACUUGCAGGCGUGAGGCUGAGAAUCCCCGUCCCCAGCAUGUCCAGCACCGCCCGUGUGUGGGUGAGGGUGCCAGGGGAGAGCCAUCAUUUCAAAGUCAUUUCCACCUUUAAACUCUGGUUACUUUUAAAAGGGGAGGAAGAAGGAAAGAUGGACCCGAGCCAGGCCAGGCCAGUGCCUCUGUCACCCCUAAUUUCCAAAGGCCCUUGGGUCCUUUUAUAAUCUGAUCAGCUCCUUUCUCAAGAGGGUCCCCAUGGGAGUGGCUUGUAUUCUAAUCAUCAUUUCCUGCUGGGGUCCAAGGGUGUGGUUCACAAGAAAUAAGUUUUAGUCUUUUCGUCAACACAUUCGAAACUAAACUCAUCACGUCACCCAAAAUCAUUGUCUUUUAUCCCUUUCUUCAAUCAGAGGGGUCACUGUCAUUUCACGAUGUGAGACUCAUCUUGGACAUCCCAACAUGCUCAUGCCCACGUCCCAUGUUGCUUCCCCCCCCUCCCCCGCGAGGCAUAUGGAAUUCCCGGGACCAGGGAUCAGAUCCCGCUAUAAUUGCAACCUAUGCUGCACCUGCAGCUACAGCAAUGCUGGAUCCUUAACCCACUGCACCAAGCCGGGGAUCAAACCUGCAUCCUGGCAUGGCAGAGACACUGCCAAACCCUAAUUCCACAGUGGGAACUCCUGCUUUUUGGGGGGUGGGCAGGGAUCGAACCCUCACCAGAGUUGUGACCUGUGCCGAUGCUUCUCCAGCUCUUGUCUCUUUCUUCAACAUAUCUUCCUGGCCCGGUCCCUAUGCCAUUUCGGGAAUCGUUCAUUUCAUUCUCAGUGCCUUCAGGAUUUCCCUGCACCCCCCUGCCUGUCACUCUCCACCCCACCAGCAGCUGCCAGACCAGGGCCUGUCACUCCCCUGCCGAUAACGUCCAGGAACACCGAAUGAUGGAAGCCUCUCACCUUGGCAUUCCGUUCUUCACACGAGUCCACCCAUCCCCCCGACUCUGUAUCCCAGCACAUCUGGGGUGAGGCUCUGACCGACCCACCCCUCAUCCGAAUGUCUUUUGCUUUUCUGCUGCUGGUUCCUCUGCUAACGAGGCUGCCCUCCACGUCUGCCUCCAGAACGAAGCUUUCCCUGCUCUUGUGUUUGGGGGACCAGGAGCCGGGGGUCUCAGGGCACUUCUGUGUGGCCCUGAGCACAGCCGCUGUGAAUAGGCCUCCUCACAAUCAGCUUAUACUUCCUCUUGCUCUGGGGGCACAGAAAGCACCUCAUACUGUCUGUCCGAUGAAUGAACAAAUAAACAAACACCGGAGCUCUUGCUCUA